GUGGCUGCUGGGAGAUUGCGGAGCCCGGAAGUAAACAUAGUACAAUUGGCUUCUUCGUUUGUCGUUUGGUUUGGAGGUUGGCUGCUGCGGGAUUGGAGGAGACCAAGUAACCAUGUCGGCUGCAGCUGUGGAAGCAGUUAAUGCUGCCCCCUUGACCGGGUCGAAAGAAAUGAGUUUGGAGGAACCAAAGAAGAUGACCAGAGAGGACUGGAGAAAGAAGAAGGAGCUUGAAGAACAGCGAAAACUGGGUAAUGCUCCUGCAGAAGUUGAUGAAGAAGGAAAAGACAUCAACCCUCAUAUCCCUCAGUACAUUUCUUCGGUACCAUGGUAUAUUGAUCCAUCAAAAAGACCUACAUUAAAGCACCAAAGACCACAGCCAGAGAAACAAAAGCAGUAUAGCUCAUCUGGAGAUUGGUACAAGAGGGGUGUAAAAGAGAAUUUCAUAACUACUAAGUAUCGCAAAGGAGCAUGUGAAAAUUGUGGGGCCAUGACACACAAAAAGAAAGACUGCUUUGAGAGACCUAGGCGAGUUGGAGCAAAAUUUACAGGUACUAAUAUAGCUCCAGAUGAACAUGUACAGCCUCAGCUAAUGUUUGACUAUGAUGGGAAGAGGGAUCGGUGGAAUGGCUACAAUCCAGAAGAACACAUGAAAAUUGUAGAAGAAUAUGCCAAAGUUGAUCUGGCAAAGCGAACACUAAAAGCCCAAAAACUACAAGAAGAAUUGGCCUCAGGAAAAUUAGUGGAACAGGCUAAUUCUCCAAAACACCAGUGGGGAGAGGAGGAACCAAAUUCUCAGACGGAAAAAGAACAUAACAGUGAAGAUGAGGAUGAAGAUAAAUACGCAGAUGAUAUUGACAUGCCAGGACAGAAUUUUGACUCUAAGAGACGAAUUACCGUCCGGAAUCUCAGGAUUAGAGAAGAUAUUGCAAAAUAUUUGCGGAAUUUAGAUCCAAACUCUGCUUACUAUGAUCCCAAAACCAGAGCAAUGAGAGAGAAUCCCUAUGCCAAUGCAGGAAAGAAUCCAGAUGAAGUUAGUUAUGCAGGAGAUAACUUCGUCCGAUACACAGGGGAUACCAUCUCCAUGGCGCAGACACAGUUGUUUGCUUGGGAAGCCUAUGACAAGGGAUCUGAAGUGCAUCUGCAGGCAGAUCCUACAAAACUAGAGCUGUUGUAUAAAUCAUUCAAAGUUAAAAAAGAAGAUUUCAAAGAACAGCAGAAAGAAAGCAUUCUGGAAAAGUAUGGUGGCCAAGAACACCUGGAUGCUCCUCCAGCUGAACUGCUUUUAGCUCAGACUGAGGACUAUGUGGAGUACUCGAGACAUGGAACAGUCAUCAAAGGACAGGAGCGGGCUGUUGCCUGUUCCAAGUAUGAGGAGGAUGUGAAGAUCAACAAUCACACGCAUAUUUGGGGAUCUUAUUGGAAAGAAGGCCGAUGGGGAUACAAAUGUUGUCACUCUUUUGUCAAGUAUUCUUACUGUACUGGAGAAGCUGGGAAGGAGAUUGCUAAUGCAGAGGAAUGUAUUCCAAGUGAUGUAACUGGAGAAGAGUCCAUGAAGAAACCUCAGACCCUAAUGGAGAUGCAUCAGGAAAAACUAAAAGAGGAGAAAAAGAAGAAAAAGAAGAAGAAACAUCGAAAGAGCAGUUCAGAUAGUGAUGGCGAAGAAAAGCGUGAAAAAUUGAAAAAGGCGCUGAAUGCAGAAGAGGCCCGUCUUCUUCAUGUCAAGGAGAUCAUGCAGAUUGAUGAGCGGAAGCGGCCUUAUAACAGCAUUUAUGAAACCCGGGAACCAACGGAAGAGGAAAUGGAGGCCUAUAGAAUGAAACGUCAGAGGCCAGAUGACCCCAUGGCCUCUUUCCUUGGCCAGUAGUAACUAGUCAUAGAAGGUCAUCCAGGAUGGACACAACGGAUAUGUUCUUUUCAGCUUCUUGCUGAUAAUUGUAGAUGGAGGAAUCCUUGUCAGCUCUUCUUAAUGCCUGACUUUAAUAAAGCUUCCAGAAGUCCUAUAGUAAAUUCAUUCCUUUCCACGCUGAAGAAACAAAAUAAAGAGGAAGUACCUUAAAUGAGAAUUCAGAUUUUAUUUUCAGUUUUACGUGAGUGAUGUGGAAAGAGUCCCUAGGUCACUACCUAUCAAAGUGUCCUCUACGCAACAGUUCUUAUAUCUCAGAUUUUAUUUCCUCAACUUUCAUGGCCCUUUAGUAUUCGUGCAUGUACAUUUUUUAAUGUAGAUUAGUUAUUUUUUCUCAAAAACAGCAUUUUUUUUUUUUUUUGAUUAACUAGUAACUCUACAAUUGCAGUUAUUUUAUAAAUAUUUGUCUUUGUCUUCUAAGGUUUUCCUGCAGGAACUGAGGCUAAAAGAAUUAUUCUACCUUGGGCUUUGGAUCCCUGAAAGGAAAUCUGUAUAGCAUGUGAAUAACUUUUUCCCCCAUGUCAAUCUGAAUAGCAGUAUUUCGUUUUUUACUUGGUUAUAAAAGUUUGAUUUUUAAUACAUUUCCUCUGCUUUACAGCUAGAAGUAAGUAUGUUAGUCUUGCCAUAUUUAAAAUACAUCAGUGGAAAAAUAGUUAUUUCUUCAUCCUUGAAUCAGUGUUGACUGAUCAACACUAGGUCUUUUACCAUUCUGGACAUGAGCCUUUAGACAUAAUAAUCCUUUAGUUUAUCAUAGAGGAUAUGGGUUUGUGAUGCUGUUAUUUUAAUUGUGAUUGCCUUUAUGUAACAAUCAUGAAUAUUAAAUUUGGUAGACUAUAGAAAGUCCAUUGUACUUAACCUUUAUAGCCAGCAGGUGUCGCUUUCUAUGUAAAAUUAGCAAAAGGCAAAACCUGAGGUUGAAAUUUUCUUCAAUGAACUAUAAGGAAAGAUUGUAGGGAUCUUAGUAACUGAGAUUGCCAUGAUCCUGAAACCUCCACUAAGCAUAUCAUGAAGCUAAUAUUGAAGGGAAUCAGUGAAAACAGCCUGUUAAAAACCUCUGAUAUGAGCAAACUGACCUUUAACAGCUCACGGGCUUUUCUAAGCUACCAAAAACCAUUUGAAGGAUACUGCAUUAAGUCAGUGUUUCAGAAAUAGUGUUGGUAGGAGAGUAACUGAAUCAGUUUCUCAAAUACUACUGAUAUACAUGUACUUGGGUGGUGCAGUGGUUAAUGUGCUAACCGAAAGGUUGGAGUUUUGAGUCUACCCAGAGGUACUUCGGAAGAAAUGCCUGGCAAUCUACUCCCAAAAAAUCAGCUGUUGAAAAUUCUACUCUGACACACAUGGCGUCUCCAUGAGUCAGAAUCAACUUGACAGCAGCAACAAUAAAAACAUUGAUAAUACAUGGUAUCUAGAUUAAGCUCAGACUAGUAUGAAAUUAAAACAAUGGAAAUAGAUUUCAUUCUUACCUGCUUUAAUAAUGUCAAAAUUUUAUGUUUUCAUAUUUUUUACCUUAACGUGGACAAGAUAGCUCAACAUAAAGCCUGACAUUGGUGUCUAUUUUGUAUUUAUCUUUUGUCAGUAAAGAUACAUGUAUCUGAGAAUACUUACCUGAGUAUUUUGUAGCCUUAUUUCAAAUAAAUUUGGUAGAAGAGUGGGGUAUAGGAGUGGCAGUAAGCCUGGGUAGCAUCUGUGAGUUUGUAUUAGAAAAUGUCAUGAUACUUUAACAACAACAACAAAAAUACAUCUCCUAACCUUUCUGGGCUUCAGUUCUCUAUGAGGUCUAAUUUACUCUUGAUUUUAGGAAGAGUUCUAAUAUAUUCAAAAUCAUGUCUUAUUUCUGUUUCAUUUUGAAAUAAAGGUAACAUCUGGAAUAUUA
Molecule: messenger RNA, 3776 nt
Organism: Trichechus manatus latirostris (Florida manatee)
Lineage: Eukaryota; Metazoa; Chordata; Mammalia; Sirenia; Trichechidae
Gene: SLU7
Product: SLU7 homolog, splicing factor
Exons: 16
Coding region: 113-1864 (583 amino acids)
Biological process (GO): mRNA splicing, via spliceosome
Cellular component (GO): spliceosomal complex
Molecular function (GO): pre-mRNA 3'-splice site binding
Source: RefSeq, a predicted model, not a curated record